GGCGCUGAAAUUUGAAAGUUGUCAGUCAGGAAGAAAGAUUUUUGUCGGAAUGUCAUGUAUUAUUUUGAUAGAUAGUUAUAACAAAUGUCAAGCAAAAACACACGCAUGCUAAAAAUUUAGCUAUAUUCUACAAAUCGCUCUGUAAUCACUGUUGCAGUGUACCCAAGACGCAAUGUUGAAGUUUAAGUAUGGGGCUCACAGCAGCGUCAAAGAACUUGCCAGUCUGGAUCCAAUCACCAGCCGCUGCUCCCGUCUCAACCUCCUAUUACAGGGAAAAGGCGGUGUCCUUCCCCAGCAGGGCGGGGUCAGUGUGACCAGGGAAGGGCUUCUGGAGGCCCUGCUCCUCCUCUUUCAGGAGUGUAGCUCUCCAGAGCUCAUGAGGAUCAAAUAUGUGGCCAAUUUUGUGAACAAAUUCUCAGAGGUGGUGUCGGAGCUGCGGGACUUGCAGCCGAGCCCACAGGAUUUUGAUCUGAGAGGUGUGGUGGGGCGAGGGCGAUUUGCUGAGGUGCAGGUGGUGAAGGAGAGAGCAACAGGGGACGUUUACGCCAUGAAGAUCAUGAACAAGACCUGUCUGCGUGCCAUGGACAAUAUGACAUCUUAUGAAGAGGAACGUGGGAUACUGUCCCUAAAUAGCAGCCCCUGGAUCCCUCAGCUGCAGCAUGCCUUCCAGGACAAAGACAACAUAUACCUGGUGAUGGAGUACUUGCCUGGAGGGGACCUGAUGGCUCUCAUGAACAGGUACGAGGAGCAUCUCGACGAGGCGAUGGCACAGUUCUAUUUGGCGGAGUUGGUGCAGGCCAUCCACACGGUGCAUCAGAUGGGAUACGUCCACAGAGACGUCAAACCGGAGAACGUCCUGAUCGACCGAACCGGGCACAUCAAACUGGCGGAUUUUGGUUCGGCUGCCAAACUCACAGCUAAUAAGACGGUUGUGGGUUCCAGGAUGCCAGUUGGUACGCAGGAUUUCUUGGCUCCGGAGGUCCUGGCAGCGCUGAACGGGGCUGGGCAGGCCUCGUAUGGGGUUGAGUGUGACUGGUGGUCCCUGGGGAUCAUCGCCUAUGAAAUGAUCUACAUGAAGUCCCCCUUCGCUGAGGGCACCUCCACCAAGACCAUCAACAACAUCAUGAACUUCCAGCGCUUCUUGAAGUUUCCAAAUGAACCUAAAGCGAGCAAGAACUUUGUGGACCUGGUUCAGGGUCUGCUGUGUGGGGCACAGGACCGGCUCGGGUUCGAAGAUCUUCGCUGCCACGCCUUCUUUUCGGGAAUUGACUGGAGCAGCCUGCGACAAGCGCUCCCUCCUUUUGUUCCCGCGCUCCGUGCCGAGGAUGACACGUCCAAUUUCGAGGAGCCGGAGAAGCCCGCGCGCCGGCCGACGGCUGCCCCACACAGACCCCAGCGCCCGGGCUUCCAGGGGGAAGACCUGCCCUUUCUAGGCUGGUUCUUCAGCAGGGCUCUGGCGGCGCUGGCCAGGACAGAAUCAGUGGCUGCAGGACUCAACUCCCCAGCGAAGACCAACUCCCUGGAAAAAAAGCUUCACAUUAAAGGCAAAGAACUUCAGGAAACCCAAGACAGAUGUCACAAGAUGGAGCAGGAAAUCUCCCGAGUCCAGCGUAAGAUGACUGAUCUGGAGUCAGUGCUGCAGCAGAAGGACGUGGAGCUGAAGGCCUCGGAGACGCAGAGGACCAUCCUGGAGCAGGACCUGGCCACCUACAUCACCGAGUGCAGCAGCCUGAAGCGCAGUUUGGAGCAGGCGCGAAUGGAGGUGUCUCAGGAGGAUGACAAGGCCCUGCAGCUUCUGCACGACAUCCGCGAACAAAGCAACAAGCUGCAGGAGAUCAAAGAGCAGGAGUACCACGCCCAGCUGGAGGAGAUGAGGGUGACGGUCCGGCAGCUGGAGGAGGACCUGUCGGCUGCCCGUCGCCGUAGCGACCUGUACGAGUCGGAGCUGAAGGAGUCCAGGCAGAUGAGCGAGGAGCUGAAGAGGAAGGCGGUGGACUACCAGCAGAGGAUGCAGAAGGCCAAGGAGCAAGGCAAAGCUGAGGUGGAGGAGCUGCUCUCCAAACUGGAGAAGACCAAUGCAGAACAACAAGUGAAAAUCCAGGACCUCCAGGAAAAACUAUCCAAGGCGGUGAAGGCCAGCUCAGAGGCAACCGAGCUCCUGCAGAACAUCCGGCAGGCCAAGGAGCGCCUGGAGCGCGAGCUGGAGCGUCUGCAGAACAAGGAGGACUCCAGCGACAGCCUGCGCAGGCGUCUGCGCGAGUCUGAGGAUGGCAGGAAGACUCUGGAGAACCAGGUGAAGAGGCUGGAGAUGGUGGAGCGGCGGGAGAACAAGCUGAAGGACGACAUCCAGACCAAGUCCCAGCAGAUACAGCAGAUGGCGGAUAAGAUCCUGGAGCUGGAGGACAGUCUGCGGGAGGCCCAGACCUCCACCCAGCGUAUGGAGACCCAUCUGGAGCAGAAGGAGAGGCUGUACGAGGAUAAGAUCAAGGUUCUGGAGGCCCAGAUGAAGGCAGAUCUUUCCGAAAAAGAGGCACUGGAAUCCAAGCGGGCCAAGCACGAGGAGGAGGCUCGCGAGAAGUGCAACCUCAUCAGCGAGCAGACGGCGACCAUCAACGCCAUGGAAUCUAAGACGAAAAGCUUGGAGCAAAGGAUUACUGAGCUGUCUGAGGCCAACAAGCUAGCUGCCAACAGCAGCGUUUACACACAGAAGAACAUGAAGGCCCAGGAGGAGAUGAUCUCUGAGCUGAGGCAGCAGAAGUUCUACCUGGAGUCCCAGGCGGGGAAGCUGGAGGCCCAGAACGCCAAGCUGGAGGAGCACCUGGAGAAGAUGAGCCAGCAGGACCAGAGCAACAAGAGCCGCGUGCAGGAGCUGGAGACCAGGCUGAGAGAGACGGGCCUGGAGCACGAGGAGCAGAAGCUGGAGAUCAAGCGGCAGGCCACGGAGCUGACGCUGUCCCUGCAGGAGCGCGAGGCGCAGAUCAGCGGCCUGCAGGUGGCGCGCAACUCUCUGGAGAGCCAGCUCCAGCAGGCCAAGACCGAGCUGGAGGAGACCACGGCCGAGGCUGAGGAGGAGAUCACUGCCCUCAGGGCUCACCGAGACGAGAUCCAGCGCAAGUUCGAUGCCCUCAGAGACAGCUGUGCGGUGAUCACUGAUCUGGAGGAUCAGCUGACCCAGCUGUCCCAGGAGAACGCCGAGCUGAACCGGCAGAACUUCUACCUGUCCAAGCAGCUGGACGAGGCCUCGGACGAGACCGAGGACCACCUGCAGCUCCGGCAGGACGUGGACCGGCUCCGCAGGGAGGUGGCCGACCGCGAGAUGCACCUCAACAACCAGAAACAGGUGGAGAGCCUUACCACACACUUACAGCCCAAACACAACAACCAGAAACAGGUGGAGAGCCUUACCACACAAUUACAGUCCAAACACAACAACCAGAAACAGAACAUUGAGACGCUGAAGACCACCUGCACCAUGCUGGAGGAGCAGGUCCUGGAGCUGGAGACCCUGAAUGACGAGCUCCUGGAGAAGGAGCGGCAGUGGGAGGCCUGGAGGGGCACCCUGGAGGAUGAGAAGGGCCAGGCUGAGAAGAGGACCCGCGACAUGCAGAGACUGCUGGACAACGAGAAGCAGAACAGACUGCGUGCAGACCAGCGCAGUACCGAGUCUCGCCAGGCGGUGGAGCUGGCGGUGAAGGAGCACAAGGCUGAGAUCAUGGCCCUGCAGCAGGCCCUGAAGGAGCAGAAACUCAAAGCAGAGAGCCUCUCUGAUACGCUCAGCGACCUGGAGAAGAAGCACGCCAUGCUGGAGAUGAACGCCCGCAGCCUGCAGCAGAAGCUGGAGUCUGAGCGCGAGCUGAAGCAGAGGCUGCUGGACGAGCAAGGCAAGCUGCAGCAGCAGAUGGACCUGCAGAAGACGCACAUCUUCCGCCUGACGCAAGGCCUGCAGGACGCACUGGACCAGACCGACCUGCUGAAGACAGAGCGCACCGACCUGGAGUACCAGCUGGAGAACAUCCAGGCUGUGUACUCGCAUGAGAAAGUAAAGAUGGAGGGCACCAUAUCCCAGCAGACCAAGCUCAUCGACUUUCUCCAGGCCAAGAUGGACCAGCCCUCCAAGAAAAAGAAGGGCAUAUUCGGGCGGCGGCGGGAGGACAUGCUCGGGGGGGCGCAGGCCCAGGCGCAGCCCCAGGUGCCCAUGCAGUACAACGACAUGAAGGCGGCUCUGGAGAAGGAGCGCGCGCGCUGCUCCGACCUGGAGGAGGCGCUGCAGAAGAUGCGCGUGGAGCUGCGCUCGCUGCGAGAGGAGGCCACCCACUUCAAGGCCAUGGAGCACGGCGCCCCUGCCACCCCGGCCAUGGCCCGGCAGCAGAUCAUCAUGUCGGCCAUCGUCAAAUCCCCCGAGCACCAGCCCAACCCCAGCAGCCUCCUGGCCCCGUCUAACUCCGGCCGCAGGAAGGAGAACGCCACGCCUGAAGAGUAUGGGCGGCGCGUGAAGGAGAGGAUGCACCACAACAUCCCGCACCGCUUCACCGUGGGCCUCAACAUGAGGGCCAGCAAAUGCGCUGUGUGUCUGGACACCGUGCACUUCGGCCGGCAAGCGGCCACCUGCCUAGAAUGUCAAGCUUUGUGCCAUCCAAAAUGCUCCCCCUGCCUUCCAGCCACGUGCGGCCUGCCCGCCGAGUUGGCCUUACACUUCUCCGAGGCGCUGUGCCGUGACAAAGCCAACUCGCCUGGCCUUCAGGUCAAAGAGGCCAGCGGACACGUGCGCCUGGAGGGCUGGAUGAAGCUUCCCAGGAAUGGGAAACGUGGGCAGGGCUGGGAGAGGAAGUACGUGGUGCUGGAUGGGACCAAGGUGUCCAUCUACGAGACGGAGCCCCGAGAAGAAUCGGUGAAGCCACUGGAGGAGUUUGAGCUGUGUUUGCCUGAUGGGGAAGUGACUGUGCAUGGGGCCGUCGGCUUGUCUGAGCUGACCAACACUGCCAAGUCAGACAUCCCCUUCGUGCUGAAGCUGGAGUCACACCCCCAUACCACCUGCUGGCCGGGCCAGUCCAUGUACUUCAUGGCUCCCAGCUUCCCCGACAAGCAGCGCUGGGUGGCCGUGCUGGAGUCUGUGGUGGCCGGAGGCCGCGGCUCGCGGGAAAAGGCAGAAGCUGACGCUAAACUGCUGGGCAACUCUCUGCUGAAGCUGGAGGGGGAUGACCGUCUGGACAUCAACUGCACACUGCCCCUCACUGAUCAGAUAGUGCUGGUGGGCUCGGAGGAGGGUCUGUAUGCCCUGAACGUCAUCAAGAACUCCCUGACCCACAUCCCCGGCCUGGGCUCCGUGUUUCAGAUCCACGUGCUGAAGGACCAUGACAAGCUGCUCAUGCUCAUGGGGGCAGAAAGAGCACUGUGUCUGGUGGAGAUCAAGAAGGUGAAGCAGUCCCUGUCCCAGUCUCACCUCCCAGCCCAGCCGGAGAUCUCCCCCUUCAUCUUCGAAGCGGUCAAAGGCUGUCACCUCUUCGCUGCAGGCCGGAUUGAGAACGGACAGUGUAUCUGUGCCGCAAUGCCCAACAAGAUUAUCAUCCUUCGCUACAAUGACAACCUCAACAAGUUCUGCAUUAGAAAGGAGAUCGAGACCCUUGAGCCCUGCAGCUGCAUCCACUUCACCACCUACAGCAUUAUUAUCGGAACCAACAAGUUCUACGAGAUCGAGAUGAAGCAGUAUGUGCUGGAAGAGUUUCUGGAUAAGAAUGACCUGACCCUGGCCUCGGCUGUCUUCGCUGCCAGCUCCCAUAGCUUCCCCAUCUCCAUCAUGCAGGUCAACAGCACCCCGCAGAAAGAGGAGUACCUGCUCUGCUUCCACGAGUUUGGUGUGUUUGUGGAUGCUUAUGGUCGGAGGAGCCGUACCGAAGACAUUAAAUGGAGCCGCCUACCUCUUUCUUUUGCAUUCAGAGAUCCGUACCUGUUUGUCACCUACUUUAACUCCCUGGAUGUGAUUGAAGUCCAAGGCCACUCUGCUGUGGGAUCCUCAGCCCAGGCUCACCUGGACAUCCCCAACCCACGCUACCUGGGCCCUGCCAUCUCCUCUGGGGCCAUCUACCUGGCCUCCUCCUACCAGAACAAGCUGCGGGUCAUCUGCUGCAAGGGCAACCUGGUGCGCGAGUCCGGAGACCUGCAGAGAACCGGCUCCAGCCGCAGCAGCCCAAACAAGCGGGGCCCCCCCACCUACAACGAGCACAUCUCUAAGCGGCUGGCCUCGGGCCCCGGGGCCCAGGAGGGGGGCCUGCACCGCGAGCCCAGCACCCCGCACCGCUACCGUGAGGGCCGCACCGAGUUCCGGCGGGACAAGUCGCCGGCGCGGCCCCUGGACCGGGAGAAGUCCCCGGGCCGGCUCCUGGACAGCCGCAGGGAGCGCUCGCCCGGCAGGAUGUUCGACGAGAGGCCCCGCCUCCACACGGGCUCCGUGCGCACCCCGCUCACGCCCGUCAACAAGGUGUGGGACCAGUCGUCCGUCUGAGAGCCUCCGCUCCUCUCCAGGCCGUGUCUGCAGCACAGGGAGACGCAGAGGAAAGGCCCCACUGCAGUCACAUCCUGUUUAUUACCCACCCACACACCCCACGCAGCUCCUUCCUUCUCUGCCUGUGGCCAUUACGGCUCUAACACACACCCCACACAUCACACACACCCCACACACCACACACACCCCACACACCACACACACCCCACGCAGCUCCUUCCCUCUCCGUGCGUGGCCAUUACACAUCCCCACUAAUGCUUGUCUUGCCUGCGUUACAAUACAAUAAUCUUUAUAGCACUACUUUAUCUUCAAUAUUGUAAAUAGGUUUAACUCCAGUUUUUAUAGAGUAUAAAGGGAAUAACAGGCCGGAAAAGCCAAGUCUAUUUUUAUUAACAGAGUUUCUAAUGUGCCGACUGAGCGUUGCAGCAUUUCCUAUUCAACGCUUACAGGAUUACAUUUCGACCGUGAGCGCAGCACUUUAGCGAGGGGCAGUUUUUCAGGAAAUAGAUUAUUAUUCUUUUUUCUUUUCUUUUUCUCUCUGGCGGAGUCCUGGUCCAUUUGACUAAUUGACUUCAUUUAAUAAAAAUGACAUUUUGCCAGCGAGCGUACAGCUAGCCACUUUUCUGUAAAGCAAUAUAGAAAUCGUAUGUUUGCUCCAAGCUUUGUGUUGUGUAAAUACUUAGAUUUAUUUGUGUGAAGGGAGUUUAGAGGUAAUUACUAAAGCGUAAGCCUUUGAAACAAGACGGCAGGAAUUGAGCUGAAACGUGCGUCCAGCUCACCGUGAAGUCUGUGUACGAUACAGAGAUCUUCUUCUUUCUACUGUGCGGUGAACGUCUGACAGCCUUCAGGAUUUCUUCAGUAUUAUAGCUUCCUUUUAUUGUGAGAUUUUAGUGCUGAAGUGCCACAGUUAGAAUUUUUAUUUUCCCCCCAAAAUAAUCAUAAACUUGUGACCAAAAACACUUGUAAACUCGCACUAUGAAGCAUGUAAUUUCAAACACUACAUUUCACACCUUUCAUUUCCUACUUUUUGGUGUUUGAACUUUUCUUGUGUGUUCACUUCAAUCGUGCUUUAACUAUAUUGUUAGAAGAACAGCUAACAAGAUUACUUGCUUUUGAUAUUUUUAAUGUAAAAGUACAUUAAACAUGACUGAAUAAUCCUCA
Messenger RNA from Conger conger (European conger), 7660 nucleotides. RefSeq names its product citron rho-interacting kinase. Gene Ontology annotation, biological process: mitotic cytokinesis; peptidyl-threonine phosphorylation; actomyosin structure organization. Gene Ontology annotation, cellular component: cytoplasm; cytoskeleton. The coding region runs from base 173 to 6499 and encodes 2108 amino acids. The transcript is spliced from 48 exons. Gene Ontology annotation, molecular function: protein serine/threonine kinase activity; ATP binding. Lineage: Eukaryota; Metazoa; Chordata; Actinopteri; Anguilliformes; Congridae. The record is from RefSeq and is a predicted model, not a curated record.